AGCUGCCCUGCGCGGGCGGCGCCUCCGCGCCUCGGCCGCCAACCGCUUUUACUGGGCGGUGCGGGCCAGCGGCACCCACGGCGAGCCAUGUUCCUCCUGCUGGUGCUGCUCGCCGGGCCCGGCUGGCUGCACGCAGGCGCGGAUCCUCACAAGACCUUUCUGCACACCACAGUUCCUGAGAAGAUUUCAUCAUUGGGUGCGAACAAAGGUCCCGAAAAGAAUGUUGCUUACAUCAUUACAAUAGAGGGAAAACCAUAUUUUAUCCACCUCAAAAAGCAAUCAUUUUUACCUUCAACUUUUGUUAUUUAUUCUUAUGACAAGGAUGACGUCCAACAUUCUAAACCUUUGUUAGUUCAGAUGGAUUGCAAUUAUAAUGGAUAUGUUGCGGGUUUUCCAAAUUCUCUUGUGACACUCAACACUUGUUCAGGACUCAGGGGAAUAGUGCAGUUUAAAAACACCUCAUAUGGAAUCGAACCAUUGGAAGCUCUAUCAGGAUUUGUGCACAUGAUUUAUGAAGAAACAAGUGAUAACACUAAUAUUCCUCUCUUAGGAGACAAUGACACUUUUGCUUGGUUUAAUGAUUUACCGUAUCAAGCCAGAAAAGGUUCACAGAGAACUGAAUUUACCAAGUUAUUCCCACGAUAUCUUGAAAUGGCUAUUGUUGUGGAUAAAGAUCUGUUUGAUUACAUGGGCUCUGACAUAAAGACUGUAACACAGAAGGUGAUUCAGAUAAUUGGCCUUGUUAACACUAUGCUUACCCAGUUAAAACUGACUGUUAUGAUAUCUUCCAUUGAAAUCUGGUCAAAUAAAAAUAAAAUUUCUACUACAGGGCAUCCUAAUAAUCUAUUAUUAAGAUUUUCAGACUGGAAUGACAGGCAUCUCAAGCCAAAACAUCACAUUACGUACUUAUUUGUCUUCAGGAAACAUCCUACCUUUAUAGGAACCACAUUUCCAGGACGAAUAUGUGAUAAUAAUUAUGCUGUUGGAGUUGCUCUGUAUACAGAUGGUUUAUCCUUGGAGUCAUUUACUGCCAUUAUUGUGCAGUUGCUUGGCCUUAAUCUGGGAUUAACUUAUGACAAUACUGACAUCUGCUAUUGUUCAGGAGAUGUUUGUACAAUGACACCAAAAGCAGUGCACUCUAGGGGUAUAAAGGAUUUUAGCACCUGUAGCUUGGAUGACUUUAAAUAUUUGGCUUCACAAAAUGAACUUCACUGUCUUCAGAACAACAUUAUUGAUAUCCCGGUUUACAAACAAAAAAGAGGCAUGUGUGGCAAUGGAGUGUUAGAAGAUAUUGAACAAUGUGAUUGUGGCACUAGAAGCAAUUGUACACAUAAAAAAUGCUGUGAUCCCAUGUUAUGCACAUUGAAAGGCAAAGCAGCCUGUGGUUCCGGAGAGUGCUGCACACAAGAUUGCAAGCUAAGAAAAGCUAAUGACAUUUGUAGGAAAACAGUUGAUGAUGAAUGUGAUUUCACUGAAUAUUGCAAUGGAACUUACCCCCACUGUAUGCCUGACACUUUCGUACGCAAUGGACACAGUUGUGAUUUGGGUUCAGGCUUUUGUUUUGAUGGAAUAUGUAAAUCUUUUGAUAGACAGUGUGAAAAUUUAAUCGGAAAAGGUUCUAAAGGUGGUUCAUUUCCAUGUUUUGAAGAAAUUAAUUCCAGAUCAGAUAGAUUUGGAAACUGUGGAAGGGGAUUCUGUCAAUUUCAUAAUAUGCUAUGUGGAAAAUUAGUUUGUACAUGGCCACACAAAACAUUAAUAAACCAGAAAAAUUUAUCUGUGAUUUAUGCACAUGUGAGAGGCGACACAUGUGUAUCUACAUUUCUACCCAGAAUGAAACCUGCUGGUGAACCAGACAGGAGUGAGGAUACCUACGUAAAAGAUGGCUCCAUGUGCGGUCCAGAUAUGUAUUGUUUGAACCAUCAGUGUCUGGAAGUUCGAUUCAUAAUGAAUGCUGCAUUGUGUGACAGGUACACCACUUGUAGUGACCAUGGAGUUUGCAACAAUUUUAACCAUUGCCAUUGUAAGAAGGGGUUUGUUCCUCCUGAAUGCCAGCCACAGAAAGACGCAUUUGGAAGUAUUGAUGAUGGACACACGAUUAAGACUCCUAAAAGUUCUUUGGAGAGAAGACAAGGCGCUCAUCAGAAAUCCAAGUUUCAACUCAUUUUCUACAUUUCUGUACCUGUGCUGAUUAUUACUACUGCUGCUUUAAUAAAACAGAAAAGAGUAAGAGAGCUCUGCAACAGGGAGGAAAGUGAAAGUGAGAGAUCUGUGUCAGAAGAAAGCAACAGUAGCAGCAACUUAUCCACCAUUGAAAGGUACCAAACAUGGAUAAAUAAACACUUAGGGUAUUUUACCACUGCUAUUACAAAACUAAGAGUAUUUGCAGUUGAGGUAACAGCAACAGUUUCUAACAACACUGAGUGCUAAUACCUAGAGAGAGCAUAGUACCAAAUACAUCAUCAUAAACUGGUCUGAUCCAAGAAGGAUAAAACAAUAUCUGCCUUACUGCUGUUGUCACAGCUGAGGGCUUUAAACUAUGAAAUAAUAAACCAUCUGUGCCCGAAUCUCUCAA
Molecule: messenger RNA, 2572 nt
Organism: Microcebus murinus (gray mouse lemur)
Lineage: Eukaryota; Metazoa; Chordata; Mammalia; Primates; Cheirogaleidae
Product: disintegrin and metalloproteinase domain-containing protein 5-like
Biological process (GO): male gonad development; proteolysis; binding of sperm to zona pellucida
Cellular component (GO): plasma membrane
Molecular function (GO): metalloendopeptidase activity
Source: RefSeq, a predicted model, not a curated record